CCUAAAUCAUGAGACUUUUUCUAUUGCCCAACAUGCAAUAAGCUAGGGUCCGCCAUGGAAUCAGCCACGCAGAAUGGCGAUGUACCCUGGAGUUCACGAAGCAGGUUUUCUUGGGGCGAUUUCGUCCCCCUCAACAAUCUUGGCGAAGGAUGUAUGGGCCUUGUCAAGAAGGUCAUGCAUCGAACUUCUGGAGAAGUCUAUGCAUUGAAAGCUGUGGACAAGAAGCGGGUCAUGGAUCAUAAGCUGCAGGACCAGCUGGUGGCUGAAGUAACUACUCAGAUGAAGUUGUCGCAUCCUAACAUUUUGAGGUGCUUUGACUGCUUCGUAGAGGCUGACAUGGUCUACAUUGUCUUGGAGCUGGCUUCUGGCGGCGAUUUAUAUCAGCUGAUGAAGAGACACGGUCCGCUGAGGGAGUCGGAUGCUGCUUAUGUUUUCAUGCAGGUCUGCGAAGGUGUCAAGUACUUGCAUGAGAAUGGGAUCAUACAUCGCGAUCUCAAGCCCGAGAAUGUCUUACUCGCUGGGGACAACUUGACAGUGAAGAUUGCAGACUUUGGUUGGGCAGCAAAGGCCAUGCAGAACGACACGCGCAACACCUUCUGUGGAACUCUGUGCAUGCUUGCGCCAGAGAUCAUUGCUGGCAAAGCCUACGACGCCAAAGUUGAUGUGUGGGCGGUUGGGGUCCUUCUGUUCGAGAUGCUUAUGGGCCAGUCUCCUUUCGACAAAGGAAAAGGUCUGAUGGAAACCUGCAAGGCAAUCGUGGGGCCAGGAUUGAGCGCUGUCUCGCUAGAAGAGGCUCCAUUGGCAGUGCAUCCACUAUUGCAUGGGCUCAUGCACCAGCAACCAGAGAAGCGCAUUUCGUUAGAAGAAUGUCUUUCAUCGACCUGGGUGAUGGAGCAAUGCCCCGUCCGCAUCAGGGCGUAUCAGAAGGACAUGAAAGACGUUGAAGACAUAGCAAAUCGUAAGCCUUAUACCAAUGGAAACGAGUUUUGCUUGUCUGCGAAAAACAUCACGAGUCCUCCAAAGGAGGGUCUUCGUCCUCAACUUCCAACUUCAAAACUUGACAAGCAAUUUCAGAGAUCUUUUGGAGGUGGUUCAAUGAAUUCUCCAAGCUACAAGUGCAGCUCACCAUCCAGUACUGGAGCCGAGGCGGCAAGCGUCGUGGAGGAUGCUGAAAUCAGCCCGCUGAGCCCUUUGGUGUUUCCAGCGCGAGGUUCAUGUGCCUCCAACCCGCCCAGAAUAACUGCAGGCUCAAUGAGUUCAAGCGCUGCCAACUUCAAGGCCGUUGAAGAAGACGGAAGCGUUGCUGGAAGCGUUGGUGAGCGUGAGUCUGUUUCUACAGUAGCCUCAAUGCGCAGUGAGGGACGAUGGGGAGGCCAUGAUGGCAAGGAGGUUCUGGCCAAGGUAGAGCUGGAAACUCCACGUGGCAAUGAAAAACUGCCAGCCGAGUCCCGCAGCAGCUGCUCGAGAAACAUGAGGAAGGCUAAAGACUCGGCAGUCCACAGUGGAUCAGGAUGUGACCGCGCUGUCCUCCUCAGUGUAGAGCAAAGCGACAGCUCUGAUAGUGAUAUGCCAGAGGGUGAAGAAGCUUUCGGAGCUGCACUUGGCAGCUCCAGUCGCGGAAAGCGUUGGAGCCAGGAGCGGUUGAUUGCCUUGGAUGACGGGCCGGUGAGUCCGGUAAAGACGCGUCAAGAGCGAAAUGGUGUGUUGCAAGCCAGAUGCCAGGCUCUUUCCGCCAAGCAAACAAGGGAAGCAGGAAGCAUGAGUGGCAGGAAUAAUUCGUUGCAAAAUUCAGACAGCUAGCAGCUACACAAGAC
This is a messenger RNA of Durusdinium trenchii, 1814 nucleotides long. NCBI's taxonomy places the organism in Eukaryota, Dinophyceae, Suessiales, Symbiodiniaceae. The record is from the annotation of a GenBank genome assembly.